CAUUGGAGCACAAGGCCGAUAGGUGCACGGAUAAGAGACGGAGGGGACCAUGAACGCGGAAACGGAGGACACAGACAGAGACACAGGACCGAGGCUCUCCGUGUGGGCGCCCUACCCCGAUGGUCCCGUUCCAACGCUGGAUCCGGAUUGUCUCUAUGCGGCCUCGCUCUUUCAGGCACGAGUGAGGCGAGGGACGCUAACGACGCCGUCGACAUUGGUGCAGAGUGAAGUGCCCUGUCUCGAGGACGCCUCGGGCGUAAUGCUGGCUGAGGGCGUGGACGGCAUUGAUACCUAUUCUGAGGUGCACCAUGGCUCUUCUUCCUCGCUUUUGAACCCACUGGUCGUCGAAGGCGGACAGGAGAGACAGGACAUUGGCAGAAAGGCGCUGCUCCUCUUGACCUACCUCGAAAGGGAGCUCCAGCCGCUCAUCUACCACAUCCUCUUCUCGCCACGCCUCUUUGCUGCCCACACCUACAGAGCCUAUGCGCGCGGCAUGGGCUUCGCUCAGCGAAAAUCGAUGCCGCAACGGCUUCAGUCGGCCGCGAGGCACAAGGUCGCUUCGACCGAAUACCUUCGCUCGCGCAACGCGCUCUUUACUGGUCUGACGGACUCGUCAAGAACUGCCUCGACGCUCACCUCUGCACUGCGGGACGAGGGCGGCGACGACGAGGCGCAAGACCGUCUCGAGCGGGAGAGGCUGGCGCAGAGGGCAGGCAUCCGCUUUUGGCCGUUCGGCCUGACCGAUCGUGACGAAAAGGCCAGACGAGGCCAGGUCGUCAAGCAGAGGGCCGAGGCAGCUUUUGGGCAGGCCAAAGUCCUUCAAAGGCUCGAAGCAGUCCUGGACGUCGUGACAUCGUCAGUCAAAGCCACCGGUGGCGAUGGCGGCUUCCUGUUUGGGCAGGACAAGCCAACCAAGGUCGACGUCCGCCUCUUUUCCCUCCUCGCUCCUCUGCUCCAUCUCGUCCCUCUAGAGGAAACAGCUUCGUCAUCGGACGAAAGCGCAGCGCUGGCCACAGUCCUGCUGAUCCGGAACCGCUAUCCACUUCUCGUUGACUACGUCGAACGGGUGCGCACGCACAUUUGGCAAGCCGAGGGGCCUCGUCUGCACUGGCCCUCGGAAGAUGUUCCUCAAGACAUGACGAUCCGCAUCGCUCAGACACUCGGCACACUCUCGGGCCAGGCUUACCUCGGCCUGACUUCGCUAGGCACCUACCUGCGGCCACGACGACGACGGCCGGCACCACCCUCUACCACAGCGCGGGAAGGGCAGGAGAAGAGCAAGCCGGAGCAAAAGACCGAGCGGGAGCGCAAAGACGAGGCGAAAAUUGCCUGGGGAAGGGCCGUCUGGAUCGCUUCGGCCGUCGUCGGUGUCAUCGGUACGGCCUUUGCGAGCGGGCUGUUGGAGAUCAGUUUUGAAGCGGACGAAGACGAGGAGAACGAAGACGAAGUCAAGGAGGGGGGAAGCCGCCAGGACGAGGAGGAAGAGUAUGAGAUUGAAUUUGUCAAUGACAGCGAGGGGGCAGUGGCCGAGGGCGAAGAAGAGAUUGAAAUCGACAGUGUAGAAUUAGACGAUGCUUACGACGAAGAUGACGACGACGAUGACGCAUACGAAGAGGUGGGAGAGGAAGAGGAAUAG
This is a messenger RNA of Acaromyces ingoldii, 1636 nucleotides long. RefSeq lists its product as hypothetical. Gene Ontology annotation, cellular component: SAM complex. Gene Ontology annotation, biological process: mitochondrion organization. The record is from RefSeq and is a predicted model, not a curated record. The transcript has a single exon. The coding region runs from base 50 to 1636 and encodes 528 amino acids. Lineage: Eukaryota; Fungi; Basidiomycota; Exobasidiomycetes; Exobasidiales; Cryptobasidiaceae.